Molecule: messenger RNA, 1545 nt
Organism: Leptopilina heterotoma
Lineage: Eukaryota; Metazoa; Arthropoda; Insecta; Hymenoptera; Figitidae
Product: TIMELESS-interacting protein
Exons: 2
Coding region: 9-1262 (417 amino acids)
Biological process (GO): DNA replication checkpoint signaling; DNA damage response; replication fork arrest
Cellular component (GO): nucleus; replication fork protection complex
Molecular function (GO): DNA binding
Source: RefSeq, a predicted model, not a curated record
GCGCAAAAAUGUCAUCGCGUGGUGAACGAUCUGACGGAGAGGAUGUUUUGGACUUGAUCGGUGGGAAUGAAAAUAAUGACAUUGAUCAUCGUGCGAGUGGAGAUGAAUUUGCAAAUGAUGAAGGUCAAGGAGAAGGCGAAGAUGAUCAGAAAAAGGUUGUCGCACCUACUGUAAGACGUGCAAAAAAUCAGGCACCAAGAUUAACGACAGCAUUAUUAAAAGGACCGAAAGGUGCUCACACAAUUGAGAAAUACUUCCAAGGUUUCAAAUUCCAUGGAAAGGAUCACGAGAAAGAGGAUUUGGAUCGUGUUAUGAAACGCAUGGAACAUUGGUGUCAUAGAUUGUAUCCAAAAUUCAAUUUCGACGAUUGUCUCGCAAAAAUUGAGAAUUUAGGGAACAAACGCGAUUUACAGGUGUUUUUGAAAAAAUACAGAUUGGAUGAAAUUACGGCUGAUGAUGAUUUUAAAACACCUGAAUUUGUCAAUGACGACGACGACGACGAUGACGAGCGACAGGAAGAAGCGACACCACAAGAGGAAUUUGAUUUAUUACUUGCUGAACAAAUUAAUAAACAGAGACAAAAUGAAUCGGCUACUUCGAGUGCUUUUGAUAAUUUAUUAGCGUCCGUCAAUCCUCCAGUGGCAGCAAAAAAUCCCGAACCAGAAUUGUCCGAUGAAAUUAAGGAGAGAAUGGAGAGAAAUCGAUUGUUGGCUUUGGAACGAAAACAGGCUACGUUGAAACGACUUAAGGAAUUGGAACAGGCUAAAAAGAAUCCGGAAGCUUCUGGAAGUAAAGAUACUUCGAUUUCGACAGACGAUCCUUCGACCGAAUCCAAUCAAAAAAUUGGGGCAAAAGUUCACCAAGUAGAAAGAAAUGAAAACGAAGUGGUUCAAACAAAAUCUACUGAGAAAUUCAAUGAAGAAUUGCGAUCAACCGAAAUUGACGUUCCAAUGGAAGAAACGGAAGAAUCUCCAACAAAAUCUGCCGAGAAAUUCAGUGAAGAAUUGCCAAGAACCGAAAUUGAAGAGCCAAUGGAAGAAUGUCCAACAAAAUCUGCCGAGAAAUUCACUGAAGAAUCGAUGACAAUCGAAAUUGAAGAACCACAAACAAAAUCCACUGAGAAAUUCAGCGAAGAAUCGAUGACAAUCGAAAUUGAAGAGCCAAAUACAAAAUCUAUUGAGAAAUUCAGCGAAGAAUUAUUAAUGACAACUGAAAUUGAGGAGGAAAUAGAAAAAACUGAAUCAAUUUCGACGACUGAGUAGAUUAAAGGUAUUUUAAUAUUGUAAUUUUUAGAUCUAAAUUCAAAAUUUAGAUUUAGAGUAAAAAACAGAGAAAAAAACCUAUAAAACUUAUAUAAUUAAAAUUCCCAUUAAACAAUUAUAAAUUUUAACGUUUGUCAUUGUUCUCAUAAGAGUUAAUAAAUUGUUACCGUUCAACAAAAGUGUAUAAUAAAAAAAGCAAAUUUAUACAGAAAGUUCUUGUAUUCCAAAAAAAUACUUACAUUUUAAUUCUUAUAUUCAAUAAAGAAAAAAAAACUAUGUUCUA